CAGAUAAAUGUGCUCUCUCUCUCUCUCUCUCUCCCUUCCUUUUAUAGGGUUUCUCGUUGCAUAGUCUCUUUUCCACUGAUAAUUAUGUUUGCUGCGGCUGUGGUGUGUGUAAAUCAAUGUUAGUCCGUCGAACGUCAAAUCGCCCUCAGUGAAGAACAUGUUUACAGUACUUAAGUAAUAACAAGGUGAUAUCGUAGGUGUUAAUAACCUGUUGCCGAAGUUAAGCUUAGAGAUGAUUGGAUAUGGCCUAACCCUUAACGUUAGAGCUUGGAAGCUCUCUCAUCUGAGAAUAGCCCCUUUAUUGACUGUAAACAAACGAACAUACUUUUCGGGCCUUUCUGAAGAGCAUCGUAUGCUGCAGAAGACUUGUCGUGAUUUUGCUGAAAAAAAAAUCAAACCCGAGGCCGCAUACAAUGACGAGCACAAGAUCUAUCCAAAGGAAGUCAUAAAAAAACUUGGAGAACUUGGGCUAAUGAGUAUCUUCGUUCCCCAAGAAAUGGGUGGUUCGGGGCUUGAUACCCUUUCGUACGCUAUUGCUAUAGAAGAGAUAGCGAAGGCUUGUGCUGGAACAGCAGUAUGCGUGUCGGUAAACCACCUCUUCCUUAGAGUCGUGUCCAAAUUUGGCUCUCCUGAACAGAUCAAGAAGUUCGUGACACCUUUCACGGCCGGAGAUCGUAUUGCUUGCUAUGCUCUCUCCGAACCUGGUAAUGGUAGUGAUGCAGCUGGUAUUUCAACUACAGCAACACGAAAGGGAGAUAAGAUAAUUCUGAAUGGGACGAAAGCAUGGGUCACGAACGCGAAGGAAGGCGAGGCCGUGUGUGUGUUCGCUACAACGGACCGUACAAAACGACAUAAAGGCAUUGGUUGCUACCUUGUUCCUAUGCCCAUUGACGGGCUUGCUAGGCCUAAAUUUGAAAACAAGUUGGGCGUUCGAGCUUCAUCGACUGGCCAGCUGGUUUUCGAGGACGUCGAAAUUCCGGUUGAAUAUCAACUGGGGAAGGACCAUGAAGGAUUUAAGAUAGCGAUGAGCGCUCUUGACGGCGGGAGAAUCGGUAUUGCUAGCCAGGCACUCGGUAUCGGUCAAGCUGCUCUGGACUUAGCGAUACAAUACUCGCAAGAGCGAAUAUGCUUCGGCCAAAAGAUAUCCCAACUGCAGGCCAUCCAAUUCAAGUUAGCUGAUAUGGAAACUAAAAUGAACGCUGCUAGAUUGUUGACAUGGCAUGCUGCGUGGCUAAUGGACCAAGGCCUUCCAUUUGGAAAAGCGGCCUCCAUGGCCAAACUUAGUGCAUCUGAGACCGCGAACUUUUGUGCGUACCAAGCUGUUCAAAUUCUCGGUGGGAUGGGAUACGUCAAGGAUAUGGCUGCCGAACGUUACUUCCGUGAUGCCAGAAUCACUGAAAUCUACGAAGGAACGUCAGAAAUCCAACGGAUUGUUAUAGCUAGCCAUCUUCUUAAAGAGCACGCAAAUUAAUGCGAAACCUAACCAGGCUCUUUUUUCCAGAAUUACUGGUUAAUAUUUUUGCAGUUGGAGUCACGGAUUUCAUAUAGUGUGGGCUAUAUGGAAGCCAAAGUUCUGAGGCCUUUGUCAAGCAAAGCAUUCACUGAGCGAUGCUGAAACCAUUUGCUGAUUAAAUAUUUAUGGAGGAUAUGCUUGUUCAACUGAAGAUGAUGGUUAUUUUUGUGCAUUAAAUUAGUGCGUAAUUGACCAAACAACUCAUUUGUAUUUCAAGUUUCAAAUUCAAAGCUCAAUGCCCUUGCAUAAUUGUAUAAAGGUGUACAGCAGGUACUCCUUAAAAAUAUGCAUUUCAUCUCCCAGACUUUUAUUCCUGUUUUAAAGUCAGUCGUGUCCAUCAACAGCGUUCCAAUUGUUUUGCAGAGGUUUCAGUUUAUACUUUUGAUACGUUUGCGGGAGACUUGUCUUUAUAAGGAGUAUAUGGUACACUAGGAUUUUUGCCAAUCUGAUCUAGUGAUUAAGCAGCCCAUCGUAACCGUUAUGGAAUCAUUUUUUAUCGACGAAAUAGGAAUUGAACAGUGUCCUAUCUUACAGUACAUUUUAUUAAAAAUCUAUAUUCUAUUGCAGCAAUGAAUCAAGCUACAUUAGACAGAAUUAUAUUUAAAGCGGCCCAUUUUCGGCUGCGCAAUUCACUCAGACAAGCUUUCUCAAUGAUAAAAAUGACAUUCUUUUUUUCGUAGAGUAUAAACGACAACAACUGUUAAUCAGAAGUCAGUAGUGUCUUAAAUAUAGAAAUACGGAAGUCUUUGUUGAGAAAAGUUAUCAGGUUCAAUUGGAAUUGCUCGUAAAUGGGACAGAUUGAGGAUGGUGGUAUUUACUUGACGUGUAAUUCGCUCGUUUUAAGCGCGUG
Molecule: messenger RNA, 2363 nt
Organism: Varroa destructor (honeybee mite)
Lineage: Eukaryota; Metazoa; Arthropoda; Arachnida; Mesostigmata; Varroidae
Product: short-chain specific acyl-CoA dehydrogenase, mitochondrial-like
Biological process (GO): fatty acid beta-oxidation using acyl-CoA dehydrogenase; butyrate catabolic process
Cellular component (GO): mitochondrion
Molecular function (GO): short-chain fatty acyl-CoA dehydrogenase activity; flavin adenine dinucleotide binding
Source: RefSeq, a predicted model, not a curated record